This is a messenger RNA of Coregonus sp. 'balchen', 1012 nucleotides long. The record is from the annotation of a GenBank genome assembly. Lineage: Eukaryota; Metazoa; Chordata; Actinopteri; Salmoniformes; Salmonidae.
AUGGUGUUAAAAGCCUUCUGUACACAGGUCCAAUGUAAAGACAGUUACACUACUAGUCUGGACUAGCAGCAUUGAUACGUGUAACGUAUCAAACAAGGUUAAGAUCACAAGCAGAGAAAAGUCACCCCAGUGGGCCAUGCUGUGCGUUUAAUUGUGGUGUAGAAGAUGGCUCAAUAGGUUGAAGCAUGGGACUAACAAAAGGGUUGUGGGUUCGAUUGUGUCUUCAUGUGUUAGCUGUAAGUCACUUGAGAUAAAAGUAUCUGCUAAAUGACCAUAAUGAUAUUGAAUAUCUGUCAGUCGAUGUUACUUAAGUUAAGGGUUGGCCUAAGCAUCUGUUGAAAAAACAAUAUCCUGAUUCAUACUGUGAUAUGGAAUCGGUAAAAGCCCUUGAGCUGAUUAUUGGGAGGAUUUGACCUUCUGAACCUUUCAGACUGUGUCUGGCCAUAUCUGAUCGUGUGGUCUAUUUCCUCUAGGGACCCUGAAAAGCUCGCUGCAAUAUUACAUUAUGGAUGAUGCUUAUUGGCAACACUUGACCGCAUCUGACCCUAACCAUGUGUGACCAUAUCUGACAGCUUUUGACCGUGUGUGACCAUGUGGUCGCUCUCUAAUCUGUAGGGACCCUAAACGCUUUCCUGAGACAGAAGGGUCAGGCAGUGGCCGAGGGGCCUGCGUGGUCGCUGAGUGGUAACCAAGGCGACCGCUGGAAACAAGCCAAAGUCAGCAUCCACCCAACCACCUCUUUCCAGGUGAGUAAGAUUGGACAUGUGAUUGGAUGAUUGUGUGAUUGGAUGAUUCAGGAGUCAGUAAUGGGACGAAUCCUAACUUAAAGUCUCUCUAUCUUUCCCUCCAUCUCUCUCUUUUUCUCCAACCUCAGGUGGUGUUGGAGGGUAUCCGAGGUCCAGGCAUCGAGGGGGACAUCGCAAUUGAUGACGUCACCCUUGAGGAGGGAGAGUGUCGAGAUCUACCCCCCAUUAGUAAGCACAAAAACACAGAAGGAGGAGUUUAUCCCUAA